UCUGGGGUUGUAGCGAUGUCUAGAGUCUUGUUUCUCUCUCCUAGUUCUGACUCUGGGGAGGAGAGACGCAGCUGGAAAAAGAAGAAAAGCAAGAGCAGAGACCAGCACCACAAAAGCCAAAAGAAACAUGGCUCUCGGUCGCGAGAUCGUCCCUCCAGUUCAGACUCAGAAGGCGAGAGGGAAAAGAGGAGAGGUCGCAGCAGAGACAGGAGAAGGAAGAGAUCCAGCUCCAGGUCUUCGGUGUCCUCUGUCACAUCUCCCUCUCCCUCGCGUUCCCAGAGCUCCAGGGAGGACUCGGGGCAGCAGCUGAGUGUUAAGGAGCGUCUGAGGUUGAAGGAUGAAAAGAAGCAACAGGCUGCACUGAUGAAAGCUUUGGAGACGCCUGAGGAAAAGAGGGCCCGGCGGCUGGCGAAGAAGGAGGCCAAGGAGAGGAAAAAACGUGAGAAGAUGGGAUGGGGCGAGGAGUACAUGGGUUACACCAACACCGACAACCCCUUUGGGGACAACAACCUUCUAGGCACCUUCAUCUGGAGCAAGGCCCUGGAGAAGAAAGGGAUCAGCCACCUGGAAGAGAAGGAGCUGAAGGAGAGAAACAAACAAAUCCAGGAGGAUAAUCGCCUGGAACUGCAGAAGGUGAAGCAGCUGCGCUUGGAGCGGGAGCGGGAAAAGGCGAUGCGUGAGCAGGAGCUGGAGAUGCUGCAACGGGAGAAGGAGGCAGAGCACUUCAAAACCUGGGAGGAGCAAGAGGACAACUUCCACCUCCAGCAGGCCAAGCUGCGAUCAAAGAUCCGGAUCCGGGAUGGCCGUGCCAAGCCUAUCGACCUGCUGGCCAAGUACAUCAGUGCAGAGGACGAUGACCUAGCAGUGGAGAUGCAUGAGCCUUACACUUUCCUGAAUGGCCUGACGGUAUCUGACAUGGAGGAUCUUUUAGAGGAUAUCCAGGUUUACAUGGAGCUGGAGCAAGGCAAGAAUGUGGAUUUCUGGAGGGACAUGACCAUCAUCACUGAGGAUGAGAUCUCCAAGCUGCGGAAACUGGAGGCUUCUGGGAAGGGACCAGGAGAGCGUCGAGAAGGAGUCAAUGCCUCUGUCAGCUCAGAUGUGCAGUCUGUGUUCAAGGGGAAGACGUACAACCAGCUGCAAGCUCUCUACCAAGGCAUUGAGGGCAAGAUCCGGGCAGGCGGGCCCAACCUAGACAUUGGCUACUGGGAAAGUCUGUUGCAGCAGCUCAAGGCGUAUAUGGCCCGGGCCAGGCUGCGGGAGAGACACCAGGAUGUGCUGCGCCAGAAACUGUACAAGCUGAAGCAGGAGCAGGGUGUGGAGAGUGAGCCACUCUUCCCCAUCCUCAAGAAGGACCCGUCUUCCCCCAGUGACAGGCCUGACCCAGAAGAGAGCACCUCAGUGCAGCCUGGCCCCUCCUCAGAGCCUGGGGAAGAGGCUGAGACGGAGGCCAAGGGGGAUGGGGAAGGGGAAGCAGUGCUCAUGGAGGAGGACCUGAUCCAGCAGAGUCUGGAUGACUACGAUGCCGGAAAGUACAGCCCCAGGCUGCUGGGCUCCAAUGAGCUGCCCUUCGAUGCCCAUGUUAUAGAGGCAGAGGAGGACCUUCAGCGCCUGCUGCUUCUGAGGCAGCAGCUCCAGGUCACAGGAGAUGCCACCGAGAGCGCGGAGGAUAUCUUUUUCCGCAAGGCCAAGGAGGGCAUGGGUGCUGACGAGGCCCAGUUUAGUGUGGAGAUGCCCCUGACAGGCAAGGCCUACCUGUGGGCUGACAAGUACCGGCCCCGCAAACCCCGCUUCUUCAACCGGGUACACACAGGCUUUGAGUGGAACAAGUACAACCAGACUCACUAUGACUUUGACAACCCCCCUCCAAAGAUUGUCCAGGGCUACAAGUUCAACAUCUUCUACCCUGACCUGAUUGACAAGCGCUCUACGCCGGAGUACUUCUUAGAGGCCUGCCAGGACAACAAGGACUUUGCCAUCCUGCGCUUUCAUGCCGGGCCCCCCUACGAGGACAUUGCCUUCAAGAUCGUCAACCGCGAGUGGGAGUACUCCCACCGCCAUGGCUUCCGCUGCCAGUUUGCCAACGGCAUUUUCCAACUCUGGUUCCACUUCAAGCGCUACCGCUACCGCAGAUGAAGGGGCUAAGCUGGGCACUUGGCCAGGCUCUCCCUGUUGCUGCUGGACCCUAUGGGGCAGGGAGUACAGAGCCCCUAGCCAAUCCUUUCUCUGGUGUCUCUUGCACCAAGGGGUGCCAUUUCCCCGCCUUUUGUCUCUGCCCUGUGCCACUUGGACAUUCCCCACUGCCUGGCCCUGAGGCUGGGCUCUAGUGGAUCAGUAUGGUAUAUCUCUCUGGGGACAGGGGUCCUUUUCUCCCCCUUGGGAGGAAGUUUUAAGGGGUUCUAGUGUGAGAUCUUGGGAUGGGUGAGUCUGGAGUGACUCAUCCAGCAAAUUAAACCUCUGUUCUCUGAAA
Messenger RNA from Alligator sinensis (Chinese alligator), 2467 nucleotides. It is a transcript of the gene CACTIN, whose product is annotated as cactin, spliceosome C complex subunit. Gene Ontology annotation, molecular function: protein binding. Gene Ontology annotation, cellular component: cytoplasm; spliceosomal complex. NCBI's taxonomy places the organism in Eukaryota, Metazoa, Chordata, Crocodylia, Alligatoridae. The transcript has 9 exons. The coding region runs from base 16 to 2133 and encodes 705 amino acids. Gene Ontology annotation, biological process: mRNA cis splicing, via spliceosome; negative regulation of innate immune response. The record is from RefSeq and is a predicted model, not a curated record.